Molecule: messenger RNA, 665 nt
Organism: Coniophora puteana RWD-64-598 SS2
Lineage: Eukaryota; Fungi; Basidiomycota; Agaricomycetes; Boletales; Coniophoraceae
Exons: 5
Coding region: 64-453 (129 amino acids)
Source: RefSeq, a predicted model, not a curated record
CGGCUUUCUCUUCCACCACAAUCUGCCUCGUUGUUUACGGAGGGCAAAGGUCAUUCAUACAUCAUGGACUUCAUCUUUUGUAUCCCCAUUAUGGUCGGAUGUCCGACCAAGAUCAAGCCCGAAGGCGAAAACCAGGGGGGACGCAUCUGCCCCCGGUGCCAUAAUGCUUCCAUGUUCGCCGCGAAAUCACGACAGUGGUUCGAGUUCUGCUUCGUGCCCCUAAUACCAUUCAAGACGCGACACGUGUGGAUGUGCAGUAUCUGCCAGCUCCAGGUGGACACUCAACAAGGAUGGGAGCCUCCCGUGGCACACCCCCAAGGGAACUUCCAACGUCCCGGGAUUCAAGGACCCCCGCAAGGCAGCUGGGGACCGCAGGGUGAUUACGGUGGGUCCCAAUACCAGGGCGGCUAUCAGCCUCAGUAUAUCCAACCCGGCACGCCCAAGCACAAUUGAUCAAGGCGCUGGGAAAAAGUCCAUUGAAAUCAUCUACCACAUAUCCUAUUCCGCACCCUGUCCACAUUGCUCUGCCUUCUGCACGUUCCGCUUAAUUCUGUCGCAUCAAAGAUCAUAUGUAUGUUUUCUACUCUUGGACAAUAGCUCGAAUAUAUCUCCGUGUCAGAUCUAUGCGCGUUGUAUUCCCUACUCAUGCACAAUUCCAUCACGUU